AUACACAUCUAUGCAAUACAGAAGCAAGCAUAUAUGCUCAUUCAACUCUUCCGUUCUUGUCUUUCAAAUGACGGAAAUUGAAGGAUGAAAUCGUUGUUCAUUAAAAACGGCCAUAAACAGCAAAACUCACGAUCCAAUAUGCCUUCAACGUCAAAAUCUGCUCAGAGGAGGGUAGAGGUAAUUGAAGUUCAUGACAGUUCAGCCGAGCCAACAGUAGAUUCAGAUUAUACAUUGUCAGCUGAUACUCCAAGCGAUGAUAGUGACGAUAUUUACGUUGAUGCUCCAGAUAGCGAGGAUGAGGAUGAGUACGAUGCAGGCUCGGAAGAAAUCACACUUUUACCAACUCGCCGAAGUCAAAGUCUCAGUCCUUCCAAAUCAAGCACUUCUGGCCUAUCUCGAUCAUCCCGCAGUGCAGCUAGCUCACAGGGAAGGACACCAUACGAACGAAUGAUGGAGUGCAUUUUGGACAUCCUCGAAGCAGAUGACGAGCUGCCGGAAACAGAAGGAAGCAAUACCCAAAAAGAAAUUCCACAAGGAUCAAAGACCUUCUUUCACUACCUCAAUUCUGACGUAGCUGUCUUACGACCAGACGUUCUGUUGAAGAUCAACGCUCUUUUACGGCAAUAUGCGGUGCAUAUACCCAGCUCUGAAAGGAGAUCGAACGAUGCUUCAGGAUCCUCCAAUCCAUCUAGUACGACCUCAGAUUUCGAAUUGCGGGUCGAGCCAGAGGUGAUGUCAAGAUUGCUAAAGAUCUUGCAUCGUAGUAUUGCUGAUCAAGAAAGCAUUGACCCAUUCGCAUCUAGCAAGAAGCGUGCAGGAUCAAACAAAGUAUCGAAAGAUCACAAGAAGAAGCGAGCUCGUCUGACAUCAUCAUCACCUACAAAAGAAGCGCAUACAUCCGGCAAUACGUAUGACGACGAUGAAGAUGAACAUGCUCAUGAUGAUAUUUCAAGCGUAGCUGGUAAGCUGUCCCAACUCGUAUACGCAGGUACUGCGGCACAUUGUGCUUUCACGAUUCUUUCAUCCAACAUCGUCGACGAUUCUUUACGAUGUGAGGAGAUCAUGCUACCAUAUAUGCAUACACUGCGGCUCGUAAUUCAGAGAUGCUUUUUACCAUUUGUACAAGCAUGCGUCGGUACAUCCUCCAGUUACAGUUCUCUAACACUCAAUGAAAUCGUACAGACUUUGGGCGCCAGCGGACGCAAUCAAAAAAGAGGAAAAGCAACAUCAAAAGAUACAGCAACAAUCGCUCGCAUGGAUGGAACGGAAAAGUGUAGAAUUAAUCUUGCACGAAUGAUGGAGACUCUGCAAAAUACCUUAUCCCAACUUCAAGCACUAUCCAACAUCACUUCAACCUGGAAAAUUUCAGAACCUUGUCUCGCUAUCGUGGCAGGCAGCAUUUUGCCUAUCUUUUCCGUACCUGAGCCAGAAGCGAAUCCGUCUUUAGAAAGUUUGAAAAUCGGCAAAGCAGCAUGGGCAUCGUUGAGAAAAGGCAACGAGAAAUCUUUCCUUCCAAUUGUUAGAGCUCCUGCUUUCAAUGCGCUUUAUGGUAUCUUUCAACGUUGCGAUCCUGGCCAGCAUACAUUCAUCGUCAAUAGCAUACUUGAUCAUAUCACCGGCAUUCAGGAAAUGAGCAAGAACACCCAUCGACAAUACGGCUUGGAAAACGGAAAGAGCAUUCACUCAAUAAGUGCACUCAUGAUUCGAUUAGUACAAUCAUUCAAUAAGCCCGUCCAGACAACGGAGAAAUCUUUCGAUCAACUACUCGAAAUGAGUCAAGAGAGUGUCGCAAGCCGUGAAGAAAAGGCAGAAGAAAAUGCCAAGGUUUACGACACUGAAACCAUGCGGAAGCAAUUGGAUGGUCCUAGAAAUUUGGCCAGACUGAUAGCCGAAGGGCUUCUGCAACGUAUCAAACAGAAGAAAGCUGUAAAGACGGGCGCAGGAGCGGAGGUUUGCUCGAGUACAAUGCUAGAAUGGCUAUCGCACGACUUACUGGAAACAGUGUUCCUGCUCAAAUGGCCAGGUGCUUCUCUCAUCUUGAGUCAGAUGUGUAGGCUGUUCAUGGCGUGCUACGAGGAGAAACAAACUUCGCCUGAGCUUCGUGGGAUUGCCAUUGAAUUUCUCGGUCAGGUUGCAGCCCAUAUGCAGGCUUCGCAGGCACGACUUAGAGAACUCAAUUCAAAUGCACAGUCGAAUAGGAGCGCGAUUGACAAGUUGAACAUGUCGAUUGACUCGCAAGAUCAUCAGCCUCUACUUGUGUUGGAAGAAGCAUAUUCUAAGCUCAUUCUCAAUUUGCGACAACAGAGUGAUAGCAAGCGUAAUCGCUCUGAUGGACCAGCUCGUUUCCUAGAGGCACAGUGGGGAGUAGAGCUCGCAUAUCUGCAUCGCAAAAUUAUUGAGCGCUUAGAAGUUUCACAAGCUGGCUUGAGCAAUGAACAUGAAGAGAAUGGAGGUUUUGGCAGGAUGGUGUCGGCAUUGGAUGAUGCUUUUGAACGCUGCUCAGACAUAUCGAGCGAUACAAUCUCGCACAAGCACGGCAAGCAAAAGAUGGAGCAAGACAAAGCAGAGUCUGUACAGCAAUUAUUCGAGUCUGUGGUACACACCUUCAAUUACAUGAUUCCAUGCGAAUCUCUUGUAGAUGUACUACUUGACGCUUCUGGAGGACCGGUAGCAAGUAAUCGUGGUAAAGCUUUACGUGCUCUAGGCAAUAUCAGUCAUGCAGACCAAUACUUCUUGCAGAACGGUGAAGUACGCCUGGCGAUUCAAAGAUGCUUGCUAGAUGAAUCCGUCAAUGUUCGUGACAAUGCAGUGGGCUUGUUGGGCAAAUUUGUUCUAAAUAAUCCGAAUUACAUUGAGCCGCUUUUGCCCAGCCUCAAAGCAAAGAUUGAGGAUACAGGUCUCUUGGUACGCAAGAGAGUUCUGCGUCUGAUGGGCGAUAUCUAUCACAAAACACAAAAUGAAACCGUCAAAUCUGCUUGUGCCAUUGAGAUCGUACGUUGCGUACACGAUGAAGAGCAAUCUAUUCAGGAUCUUGCUAUAUCCAUCAUCAGUGGACUCUGGUUCUCCUCUGUGGAUCAAUCGGAGGCCACGAAAGGCAGAAAGAUUUCGACAGAUGAUGCGAUGAUGACAGAAGAAGCAGAGGAAGGCAUGAAUCAGGAAAUGAUUGUCAAGAUUGCGUCACUCUCUUCAGUUGCGGACGGAAACACUGGCCGUGCACCGCCCCUUGAAGUUGCUAUCCGUCGAUUGCUCGAUGAUGGAUCAACAUCUCAUCAAACGAAGACACAACUCUACAAUAUCGUAGAUACCCUUUGCAACAUGAUUGGAAACACUUUGACACAACCAUCAGAGCAAGAAGUGGCACGAUAUGGAAGAACACUGACUUUGCUAGUGCGGGUGCAUCCCGAGUCCAUCACCGUGUCGCAUUCGAAACUGCUUCUGCCAUGCAUCAGGCCUUGUUCGACCGUGGCAGAAUUGUCUCUUUUGGCAUCAUUGCUCAGCGUUUACACGACAUCAUUGCCAAAGUUGCCCAAAAUUGCCUUGUCUUUUGCUCAGCAAUUGCAAGAUGCUUUACGACCUUUGAUCAGUCAACCUUCGCCACAUUUGCCAAUCUUGUCGGAACUGAUGCAAUGCUAUGGCGCUGUGAUCAGCCAUCAUACUCAUGAUUACGCAAUCUUGGUCAAAACACUACAACAGUGUCAUAGACUAUUGUGUGGUCUAGUAAGCAAAGCGAGAAGUCGAAAAGUCGUAGCUGUAGCCGAUCGUAAUGACGCAGUGAUUAUUCGGCUCACGGCUUUGUUGGUUGAAUCUGUCGAUUUCGACCGCGUACGCAACAGGGAAGUCAACAUGGCCCCAAGCAUAGAUGUCGUGACUCGUCGAUCAAUCAAAGAUGAGAUCGUCACACUAUUCUUGCGUUUAUUCGAGAAUUCAAGCUUCGUGCCGCAUGCUUUGAACGGUAUCCGAUUCAUGGCUAGAGGCUUCCCGGAUUUGCUCACGAGGGAGAAUGUACGAGAAAGGCUUUCACACAUCCUUUCAGACGGCAAUGUAAACGAGAAAGCAAUUGUUGUUCGUGCAUUGGCUGACGUUCUGGUAGUUGAUGAGGGCAAGCACACCACCAAAGCCGUUCAAGCAGGAUUCGGUGAAUUGGUAGGCAAUACAGAAUCGUCAGCAAACCCGAUCAGCUUUGAAAUCGUUCAGACUUAUCUUGACGUGAUAGUACCCCUGGUCCAUGAACCAGAGCUGCAAGCCUGCAUAUUGGAGAUCAUUCAGCAUAUCAUCAUGCGAGGGAUGUGUCAUCCUAUGCAAUGUCUACCAUGCCUCGUAUCGUUGGAAACUCAAAUCGAUGUACCGACAAUCAGUCUGAAAGCGCAACAGCUACACAAAAAUUUGGUCCAAAAGACAGGUUCAAAUAUCAGUUUUCGUUAUGCUCAAUGUGCAAAAUCAGCAUGGGAGAUGCAUGUUCGACAACGCAAUGGAGAUGCAGUUCUGGCUCGCGGCGCAAUCUCUCACAGAUCUGUCCUUCAGCCAUGGUAUGACAUCAUUUUAGAUCAUCAACCAAAGCAAGCCCGAAUGGAUAUUUUGGCAGCAUUCAUCAAAGCGUUUGACGUGCAACCAUCUACGAGCGAAUGCUCUCAAAGUGAGGUCCAACGAGCUCGAUUCAUGGCUGAAGCAAUCUCGGUCCUGGACUUCAAAAUGAUGGAUGAGGUACAACUUAUCCUCGACAACCUUCAAGAAAUACUCAAUCUGUCUGGCGAACAAGUACGCGUGUUUGCAAUGGAAGAAAUCGAAGUGGACGGAGAAGAUGAAAGAGACGAAGACGAAUUGGAUGAAGAAGAAAUUGAUCGAGUGAUUGCUUUCGGUCGAAUGUCUAUGAUUCUGUCUUUUGCCUACCUCUUACGCUAUCAUCUUAUGGAACAGUACGGCAUCUCAGAAUCACGCUCUCAAAACACAUCUGCCACAGCCAAAGCUUCAACUAAAGUUGCAACUCGUAAAUUUGCCCCAAGCACAAUCUCCUGGCGUGAUCUGCCCAGAGCCACACAACCAAUGAGCCUUUCCUACAAAAUGGCCAAACAAGAACUAACAAACUUUGAUAACCUCUUUUCAGCAUAAUCUCCGGGAUCCCUUACAAUGACACUAUCACAUUAUACCCCUUUUCUCUAAACACAAUGUACCUAUACACAUACACACCAAGCUGAGC
Molecule: messenger RNA, 5194 nt
Organism: Meira miltonrushii
Lineage: Eukaryota; Fungi; Basidiomycota; Exobasidiomycetes; Exobasidiales; Brachybasidiaceae
Exons: 1
Coding region: 139-5106 (1655 amino acids)
Biological process (GO): establishment of mitotic sister chromatid cohesion; establishment of protein localization to chromatin; regulation of gene expression
Cellular component (GO): Scc2-Scc4 cohesin loading complex
Molecular function (GO): chromatin binding
Source: RefSeq, a predicted model, not a curated record